Molecule: messenger RNA, 3643 nt
Organism: Chrysemys picta bellii (western painted turtle)
Lineage: Eukaryota; Metazoa; Chordata; Testudines; Emydidae
Gene: TLDC2
Product: TBC/LysM-associated domain containing 2
Biological process (GO): response to oxidative stress
Cellular component (GO): nucleus
Source: RefSeq, a predicted model, not a curated record
AGCAGUGAGCACAGCUCCAUGCACCUGCUGCAGGACUCGCCCACACACCAUGAAAGCUCUCCGCGGCGGCUACACUCUCCUGACUGGCUGCCUGGAGGAAGCUCAGCCCCUGCAGUGUGUCGAGACUGCUGAGCAGGAGGAGCCAGGCCGGGCAGGCACGGGGGUGACAGCAUCACCCCCAGAGGAGCCCUACCAGCCGGUGCUGAAUGGAGAGAGCAACGUCCUGCAUGCAGGGCAGGUCCAGCAGCUGGCUCCCCACCUCCCGCCAAGAGUGACCGGGUACCCUUGGAACCUGCUCUACUGCACCGCCAGGGAUGGCUUUAGCCUGAAGAGCAUGUACAGGAGUAUGAACAAGCUGAGCUCUCCUGUUCUGCUGGUCAUCCGAGAUACCGACGGGCAGACGUUUGGAGCCUUCUCCUCCACCACCAUCCGACUCAGCAGCUGCUUUUAUGGGACAGGGGAGACUUUUCUCUUCUCCUUCUCCCCGGAGCUAAAGGUGUUUAAGUGGACAGGCAGCAACACUUUCUUCCUGAAAGGAGAUGCAGAUUUGCUAGUGAUUGGCGGGGGCAGUGGCAAAUUCGGCCUGUGGCUGGACGGGGACCUGUACCAUGGGGGAAGUCACCGAUGUGAGACAUUUGACAACGAAAUCCUGUCGCCCCAGGAGCAAUUCUUCAUUCGGGACCUGGAGGUUUGGGCCUUGACCUGAGCCCACCACACCGGGGCCCGUGGGAACUGACUGCUUUCGAAUGGACUCUGGCUGGGCCUGGCAGCUGUUCCUGGCACCCUUCCAGAGGGUGGAGCUCGGCCCCUCUUCCCCUUACGCACAGGGCUUUACCAGCCUGUGCUCCUCUCCCCUCCCCAGCCCACACUCACGCUCCAGCGAGGGCAGCAGGGACGUUCCCACCCAUUUUCCCGUCAGUGCGCUUGCCGUGGGGGAUCAGAGCAGCCCCAGUGGAUGGCUCCCACAAGCGCUGGAUUUCAAUGCAAACGGAAUCUCACAGGCAACUGGGCAAUUUAAAAAUAAAAUUCCCAUGUGAAGCGACUGAGUGUUAGCAGCAGGGGAGCUGCCUGCUGGGACAUGCUCUGCCAGUCAGUGCCAUGAGCUUGGGAAGAGAGCUCAGCCGUUGUUCAGUGAAUGAGGCAACUCCCCCUUCAAGGCAGAGAGAACAGGGGCAGCAUGAGGGUAUUGACAUGGGCUUGCUGGGCACUGCCAGCAUUUAGAGCUCCAUGAGAUGUGACGGCCAGGGCCAGGGCCCCUCCCCGUCCCUGCUCUCAGAGAAGCUUAUUGAAGUUAGGCCAAGACCAGUAUCGGUGGUGCCUGAAAAGCUACACAAAAGGGGCACAAGGAACACACGUUUUUCUGUUGCUUGUAAGGAGAUGGGCCUGAAUCAAAGCCCCAAUCCCAGCACCCCAAGUUGCAGGAGAGCUCAGGUCCAAACUCUGCCACUGCCUCCUGUCCCUGUAACAGGGCAAAACAAAUCCCACAGCAAAAUCCCUCCCGCAUCCUCCUCCCAUGAAGUCAUGGGGCAGUGCAGGGCCUGAGCAGAGCAUGGUGGCUCAGACCCAGCCUAAAGGCUGGCAUCAAUGCCCAGAGACUGCCACUGUGGACCCAGAGAACCUGCAGCACUGAUGAGCUGUUGGCUUGAUAUGGCAUCAGGCUUCUCACCACAGCCAGGGUGACUUGGAGCUAGCUGGAAACCGCAGCACUGAUUCCAGCCAGCUGUCUCCCAGCUGUGAACUCUGUACAGACUCUGGAGGCAUAAAGCACAUGGGAUUCAGUAUUUGGAUCCCCUCACAGCAAGCUGAACCCCAAGAGAUGAGGAGUUGGUGGCUGUCAUGGAUGUAGUCUAUCAAGGACUGUGUGGCUCCACAUAUUCAAACACCAGAGUUGCUUUUAAAACUUGAAGAAAUAGGCAGAAGAAUCCAAAUCAAACCCUCUGGGAUCAGAGCAAGGGAAGCACAGAGAGGUUUACUGGGCAAUGAAAUGCAACACCUAGGGAAUGCGAUGAGGCCCCAUUACUGGAUACAUUCAACACUCUCGAAAGGAGCUUUGGUACUUAUGUAAAACCCCUUGGCAGAUUCCCAGUCCCUUUCUUAUCUGCCUAUUAGCAUCCCUUCCCCUCCAGUCUUCAAAUGCAAUCUUCAUGUCUAUAGGUCAAACAAUGUUCUCUACCAGUAGCAUAUGAUGGUAAAGUGUUGCUGGUUAUCUCCUCUGCAUUUAUAUCUUUACUUAUUACUGCCUUACAAUAGCUGAGAAUUUGAUGUCACUUUCAGCCAUCAUGACAUUGUGACAGCAUUUCAGUAACAUCAUGCUAGGCACCGGUCUGCCACCUGGCUGCUCUGGGAACCUGCCACAUGUCUCAGCACAUGACACUGCUUCCUUGGCCUUCUGCUUAGCCUGAAUCCUUAUUUACCCUUCAUGGUGCCUUAAACCUGAAUUUGACUCCAAUCCAAAAUUAUUCCUGCUCUAUUAUAGGGACUGGGAAUAGAGCCAAUGCCUCUCGUCCAGCAUGAAGAUCUUCCAAAGCUAAAGGGGCCUCACAGCAAAUUGAUGGAAAAAGUCAUUCAAAAUUGGGCUCCCUUAUCUAACAGACUUGCUUUAGCUAUGAACUCUGUCCUUUUAAGAAUGCAUUUGGCAAUUUUCAUUUUAACUGUGCAUUAACUGUAGUAUUGAUUUUAAUACAAACAAUCCACGCUGCAAUUCCAUUAAAAAGUUGUAUUAAAAUAUUUGUAUACAUUCUUUUUCAGUCAACUCAGGCUCAGUCAAUUUGAACUGUUAGAUCCAGUUCACAGAUAAAGUUUCACCUUUCAAAAGCAAAGAGCACGGUUCUCUCAAGCAAAAGAUUUUCUACAGAACACCUUUUAAAAUAGUUUCAAAUAAGCAAAUACGUUGAAGUGACAGCUGUGAAAUGAAUACAUUAUUCUGUAUGUAAUGUUUCAAGUUGCCUUGAAUCACAGGAUUUUAACACAAUUGUUUCACUCUUUCAGUUUGAUGAAGUCAAGUACAAAAGGCUUAUUCCAGAACUGUUAGAGAUAUGCUUCCCAAGUCAGUGAAGAUUUCUGACAACAGCCAUUUCAUACACCUGUAGAUCUGAAUCACUGGUACUGCACUGAAAAGGGGGGUUAUACAACACUCCCCUCUGGUGAAUACAUGGGCUUGUGCAUAUUAAGAGAACAGCAGACCAGAAGAAUUAUGGCAUGAUCAAUUCCCUUGCCUCCAUCUGGUGAUUAUCAGAUGCCAUCUCUAGAAGGGACAGUUUAAUUAAUCUCAGGUAACAAAACUGGACUCUCAAUGAAGACUUCUUAUGGCACUGAUUUUGUAUUCAGACCCACUAGUGACUAACAUCUGACUUCUAAAGUCAAAGAUUCAGAAAAAGAGGUCAUGUUUGUUUUCUUCAUGUUUCAGGUACUACUUUAAAAAAAGGACACAAGCAACUUAAAAAUCCCAUUUCUGUAUGAAGAUUUUUUUUACUUAAUUUGUUUGGAGGAAAAAUCUGCCUAGUUUGUUUGCCCUUUGUAUUGGAAGGCCAUUUGUCAGUAGUCAAAUCUGGUUCCCACCCCAUUUGUGCUGUAUGAAAAGAACCAGGGGAAAGAACAUUUAAAUGGCAGGAAAAACUGAUUGUAAAGCCACAAAAACACAAUC